Messenger RNA from Scylla paramamosain (green mud crab), 2419 nucleotides. RefSeq names its product zinc finger protein Noc-like. The record is from RefSeq and is a predicted model, not a curated record. Bases 163 to 1488 code for a protein of 441 amino acids. NCBI's taxonomy places the organism in Eukaryota, Metazoa, Arthropoda, Malacostraca, Decapoda, Portunidae. The transcript is spliced from 4 exons. Gene Ontology annotation, cellular component: nucleus. Gene Ontology annotation, biological process: negative regulation of DNA-templated transcription.
AUUCAGUUAGCAACGCUCAGCCUGCGUGGACGAAGGUGUUGUGCUAUGCGUGCGUGCGUUGCGGCGCUCUCUGGUGAAGUGUGUUGACGAGAAGUGUAUUCUGUUGAGACGUGGAUUUUUGCUCUCGCCUCCACGCCACGGACGGGAGGAGCGCGUGAAGACAUGUUGACUUCAAGUGGAAAUCAGUAUCUUCGCCCAGAGUAUCUUAACCCCAUCCAGGGACACGCGAUCGAGCUGGACGCCAAGAAGUCCCCGCUGGCCCUCCUGGCGCAGACGUGUUCCUCCAUAGGGGCGGAUCUGUCACAGAAGGGCGGCAUUCCCCCCGUGGACAAAGCCUCCAAGGGCAAGUCCUCCCCCGGGGCCAAGUCUCCGGGCGCCACUCUGAAUAUUACACCCUCGGACGCCGCCAAGACCACGCCCUCCGCCGCCUCCUCCUUCAAGCCCUACGAGAAGAAAGAGGACGAGGACCGCAUCAGUCCCAGCAAACGGUCGUCCCCGCACUCUCGCUCCCCCGGCGGCAGCCAGCCCAGCGCCGAGCGGUCCUCCUCCAGGGGCAGCGACAGUGGGAGGUCCUCGUCUAGACCCAGAGAUCCUCCCUCCUCCUCCUCCUCCUCCAUCUCCCCGCGGGUCUCCUCCCCGUCCGUCACCCCGAAGAGCAGCUCCUCCGUGUCCGCCUUCGGGUGUCUUGGGGACCUGACCAAGGACCCGCUGGCUGCGUACAAGCUGGCGCCGAGCCUCUACCCACACCUGGCGCUUGGCCUCGACCCGCUGGGCGCCGCGGGCCUGUCAGCGCUCACAGCCAAGGUUCCAACUAGUACGUCAGCAGCUCUAUCCAGUCCCUACAUUGGUUACGCGAGGGUCAAAACAGCGAGUGGCACUGAGACUGUAGUGCCAGUGUGCCGGGAUCCUUACUGCAGCGGGUGCCAGAUCAACUCCCAUGCUGCCCAGGUGGUAAACGGCACUUGCCCCCCCGGAUGCUCCCAAUGCUCACAGAUUGCGACGCAUACGAAGAAUCUGGCAUCGCUACCCGGCUUGUUACCAUCCCUACCUGCUUCUACCCUUGGUCUCUACCCUCCCCCGGGGCUGGUCGGCGGCUCACACCAACCCUACGUGUGCAACUGGAUAGCGGGCGACACUUUCUGUGGCAAGCGGUUCUCCACCUCCGAGGAGCUCCUUCAGCACCUCCGCAGCCACACCAAUCUCUCCACCUCCGACUCCACGCUGCCUCUCCACGCCCUCCAUCACCCACUCCUCGCCGGCCACCUCCCGCGUGGCUACCCAACCCCACCACUGUCGCCCCUCUCCGCUGCACGCUACCACCCAUAUGCCAAGCCGCCCUUAGGUCAUCUCCCCCCUACGGCGCCCCUUCCAGCCUCCGCCCUUUCAGCCGCCACUCUCUCCGGCCUCCCCCCGCACCCACUCUCCGCCUACUACAACCCUUACUCCUUGUACGCCCGCGGCCUGGGUGCUACCACAGGGUUGCACUAGUUGUGUGUGGGCGUGGGAUGGGCGUGCCAAGGGCGUGGUCUCCCCUUGUGUGCUGUGAUGUUAUUUCUUCUUCAAUAUGUACAAAUCGGUGUUUUAUGUGAAUAUGUGAAGAUUAUUGAGUCAUCUUUGUUUGUUUUCAUUUAUUCACUAGAGAAGGAGGGAAUGUAAUGUGUGUGUGUGUGUGUGUGUGUGUGUGUGUGUGUGUGUGUGUGUGUGUGCCUGCGUGAGAGAGAGAGAGAGAGAGAGAGAGAGAGAGAGAGAGAGAGAGAGAGAGAGAGAGAGAGAGAGAGAGAGAGAGAGAGAGAGAGAGAGAGAGAGAGAAUCAGCGUAAGAGAGAGAAAGAGAGAUUUUUGUUUCAUCGUCAAUGUUGUGUGUGCGUGUGCGUGUGCGUGUGCGUGCGUGCGAGCCAUGUUUUACUUAACGAUCUGUGAUUUUCUUUGAGGGUCGAGGACAAUCAUAUUAGUUUUAUUUUUCGUUCAUUCUCCCCGAAAGUCGUGGCUGGGGAUCUGUGAUCUCAUGUGAGGUGGGGGGGAGAGGAGGAGGAGAAGGAGGGGGAGGUGAGGGGUGGAGGGGCAACGGAGAAGAGGGGAUGGGGCAGGCUACCCUUCCCCCUCCUCCCCUUCAAUCCUAUCACAAACCUAUUCUGAGAUGUCAGUGUUAUAAAUCUUCAACCCCUUCUCCAGUAAUCCCUAUCCUCCCCCAUAACCUUCCCACAACCUCCCCCAUAACCUCCCCACAACCUCCUCCAUAACCUCCCCCCACCCCCACACGCUCUAUAUAUUCACUGUACAUUACUUGAGUGUGUCAUGUCAUGUGUUUGCAGCAAAAAAGAAAAAAAAACAACAGCAGCAGCGAAGUAUCUGUUUGUAUAUUUAUUGUACCAUAUCUGUAAGCCAAGUUUUAGAGGGAAAUGCAUUUAUUUACAGAUCGA